Molecule: messenger RNA, 1117 nt
Organism: Procambarus clarkii (red swamp crayfish)
Lineage: Eukaryota; Metazoa; Arthropoda; Malacostraca; Decapoda; Cambaridae
Source: RefSeq, a predicted model, not a curated record
AAACUAGCGUCAAGUCAGGGAGCGUCCGUCUGUUCCCGUUGAUCAAGUGAAAUUUGGGGUUUUGCAAGAUUUUGAUAUUUGUGUGGAAGCUGUGGAAGGAGCAGUGGGACAUGACCCACGUCCUGCAUGUCCUCCAUCUGUUCUGCUAGACAUGUCUCUAAUCCUGUUCCUCGCUUGUGUGGUGGGAUGGUCGGCGGGGGUUACGCAGUGCCCCAACAAGACGGAGCUGGACGCCUGCUUGGCUAAGAUCGUGCCCCACAUGACCAGGACUGGUCUGCCACACCAACCCAAACAUCUCACCCACAUGUGCAGAGCCUUCAAAGGCGGGAUGAGGUGUGUGGACGCCUACACGGCCCAGUGUAUGUCGAAGAUAGAGCGCGCCGGUUUGGAGGAGCACCUGAAGGGCGCCCGCUCCACCCUUGCCUUCCUCUGCGACGACCCGGUCUUCCAGCGAGAGUAUCUCUCCCACGGGAAGUGUAUCCGGGAGGUGCGGGAGGACUGGGAUCGCUGCCACCUUCACUUCAAGUACCUGGUGGGACUCGAACAUUCUCGCCCCAACAUCACUCAGGUGCAGCGCGACCACAACAUCUGCUGUAUUCGCGAGAAGUUCCUGAGUUGUGUGUACAGGAUGAGCUACCUCACUUGCGGCAAGCUGCAGGCGGUAUUCCUGAAAAAGAUGACGGCGACACUCUCGUACAGCGACGUCCACCAGGAAAAGUGUAGACAUGUCACUCUUCACGUCUGUUCCUCUGGUCGACCAGCCCUCCAUAUUGAACCUUCCACCCUGCACAGUUUAGUUAUGCUUCACCUCCUCUUGUUCUCUGUAUACUAACUUUAUUUUUCUAUUUAUAUCUCUACUUCACUUGUAAAUUUUAUCGAUGAUAUAUUAUAUACAGUACUGUACUUGAAAAAGAAUUGGUAUCUCCAAACACAUGCUGUCUGUCUGUCUUACAAUUACUGGAAACUAUUUUGGCAAACACACAUCAAAAUCGAUUUUCAGUACUACCAACAGUAAAGAUAUUUGUCAGUCAUCCAACUUUUGAAAAGGUUAUGACACCGUCAAUCUUCAGGCUUUCAGAAUAACCUCUCAAUUAUGUUAGUCAAAACCAUAGCUUCA